Messenger RNA from Necator americanus (New World hookworm), 2757 nucleotides. RefSeq lists its product as uncharacterized. The record is from RefSeq and is a predicted model, not a curated record. Bases 1 to 2757 code for a protein of 918 amino acids. The transcript has 20 exons. NCBI's taxonomy places the organism in Eukaryota, Metazoa, Nematoda, Chromadorea, Rhabditida, Ancylostomatidae.
AUGUCGGAACAACUUUUGCUGUUUGCCGCAUUUUGUGGCUAUUCUUCUUACUCCUCUAAUUUUUCUCCGAUUGCUGGUGAUGGCAGAGAACUUAUAGUACACGUACGGUACAACGAGGGUACUAGGAACCCUGGUGUUCGCACAAUGAGAUUACUAUGCGUUCUUCUCAUAGCAGCACAUUUUAGAAUAUCACUGUGCCAAGAUGAAAAUACAUCGGACAUUUUUGAUCGAUCACCGGAAGAUGUUGUCGGUGCAGGUGAUUUCAUUGGGCGAACAGAUGAAAUCAACGAAGGAUCAGAUUCAUUUGCGGUCAGUACGGCAAUGAUAGAACCGAUUAAUGAAGCCACUACUAUGCCUAUGCUCAAACAACAGGAGCACACAGUGGAACCGCUCGAACUCACCACUCGUUUUGACAAAAACCUAAACUCUUCUAUUCAAGUGCUCAACAUUCCUUCCAGUGCUGAUGGAACGCGACCGCUGCCGGAAGAGGCUAUGGCUGCCGAUCCGUUCAGUUUGGAUGAAGUGACGACUACGGUGAAAACUUCGGAGUCACCCAUGGUAACUCCUGUUGUUCCAAUAAUUCAUGAAGAGGCUUCAACCAUGCAUGAAGUUCCUCUAACACAUAGCAUUAUGAUGGAUACCAGAAUGAUGACAUCGAUGGAGCCAGCGACGACGACAAUGUCGGCUACGACUGAAUCUGCGCCUGCUGUCCCAACUCUGGAAGGCAGGGUUCUGAAAGAGAAAGAAGAAGAGCUGACCACUUCAAUUCGUGACCCUACAACUGACGUUCACAUGGGGACUGAAACAACUGAGACUGCGAGCGUAGAAACUACCGAAAAUCAAGAAAUAAUGGAAACUACCUCAGUGAGUUCGGCGACGGAAACAACACAAAAUGGAGGCGAGCCCGAAGAAGCGCACACACACAGAGCGGCAGUUGCCAUUGACGCGGAAGUUACCACUGACGCCUCGAACAGCGAGACCACAGCUUUCGACACUGUUGCUUCUUCAACGACGGAACCACCAACAACCACAACCACAUUUACGACCACUACCACCACAGCUUUGGAUGAAGAUGCGGCACCGUUCGACCAAGACAAACUCUCUGGCUUAUUCGAACAGGACGGUUCUUUCAUUCCUGAACAUCUCGCAAAUCCGACAUCGGAGCCAGUUUUCCCGAGAGUCGAGUUACCAGAAGAGAGCACCGAGAUCAUCAGUGAUUUGCGACCAAAACAAAACAAAUCAACGUCGGACCAAUCAUCCUUCAGUAUCGACUCGCAACCAACGAUGAUUCAAGUCAAUGACACAACUCCUGCUCCCACUAUUCCUGGACUACACCUCACUGACCAACUUCGGCCGAUCGUUAUACAACCUAUUGUCACAAAAACGACCAUCAACGAAGUAUUUCACAUCGCCCGACGACUGGGUUUGGAUUCUGACGACGAACACCGUUCAAUCCCUACUCAACAGUCAGGUGCUGAGGGUGCACCCAAGCACGAGGAUACUACGACAUCCACUACACAGGGAACGACUACGGAACACAUCGCAGUGACGACUGCUGAGCCACUGCCUGAAAUGACUCCCAUGGAAAUGGUGACGACUACGGUAUCACCAAUGGUAGAACCAAAAUUCGAAACCGAAGUUGCAAUACCAGCUGUACCUGAACCAUCUCCCGAACCUCAGCCGGAACCUCAACCUGAAUCUCCCCAUGAACCACACCCUGAAACUCAACCUCAACCUGAACCGGAGCAGCGAACCCCUGAACCAGAACCUGAACGACAACCUGAACCACAGCCUGUACCACAACCUGAACCACUCCCCGAACCGCGACCUGAACCACAGCCGGAACCUAAACCGGAGCCUCAACCAGAUGUUACACCCGAACAUGAACCAGUCCCAUCAGUUCCGGCACACCGUCCCGAAACUACCUCUGAACCUCAUCCAACGUCGGAACCUCAACCAACCCCCGAAGUUAUGCUUGCGCCAGAACCAUCGGAACCUCAUCUCGAACCAACCCCCGAGGCUAUGCCCGCACCGGAACCGAAACAUCAUCCCGAGCAAACUGAACCCGAUAACAUGCCACAGAAUCUUAAGAAGGCCUUCUUCACUAUGCGAAUCGUUUCCUUGGAAUACAUGGAAGACUUUGCGGACAAAUCAAGUGGAAAAUACAAGAAGCUCUGUGACCAAGUUAUUCCACAGAUUUCGGUUAUAUUGAAAACGAUAAUGGGCGACAACUUCGUGAAAUUCGACGUUGACUCGCUCAUGAAGGGUUCGGUUAUCGUCAACGGAGUCAUUUUCACGAUCGAUGAUAUUGCCGAUGCAGAAGACCUGGCUACCAAAAUCGAAACUGCUAUCAGCGCCAACGGAUCCAAUUUAGGCCAAAACGAAAUUGAUUCGAGGAGUAUUACUGUGAACGGCAUUCCCUCUCGAGCAUACAUUGAACGAGUUCACUCUUCUUAUCCUCAAAGCUCAUCUCCGUCACCUCUUCUCAUCGGCUCAAUUAUAGCUGUUGGUGUACUCGUUAUACUCAUAGUUGCCUUCAUAGUGAUCGCGAUAAAUAAUCGACGAACAAACGGAACGAUGAAAUUGAAGGACGACGAUUUGCCACGGAUGGAAACCGGGAAAGGAUCAUAUUCAAGCCCACAAACUGUUUCAGUGAACUUAAUGUCAUAUGGAAAUGGUACCACGACGACGCCGCCUAACCAAGGAGCAAUGAUGACGUCAUUGAGUGUGGGCCCGAACGAACGAGAAGUUUGCUAG